CUGAACAAAGGGGCGUGGUUUGCCCUCAGUGUGGGCGGCACUAUGUUACUUCCGGUCCCCAGGCAGCCGGCGUGGUUUAGGAAGGCUUUUGUUGUCGUACGAGGCAAGAGGCGUGUCCUGGUUAGUUGAUCUAUUCUACUGUAUAGUUUAGCAAUACUUUCGCCCGGCUGAUCGGGUCCAUGUGUAGAUUUUCUACCUUUUAUCUGUGAUGGCUGUUCAGGAUGUUUUUGGCAAAUCUGAAGAGUGAGGAUUUGAAACCAGAUCACCACAAAUCUAUCCUGUGCACAUAUAAAGGUUGUGAAGGAAGAGAACUUGUACCUGUGUUGUGUGCUUAUUGUGAAAAACAUUUUUGCUUAAGGCAUCGUCAUCAGUCAGAUCAUGAGUGUGAGAAAUUAGAAAUCCCCAAACCUCGUAUGGCUGCUACCCAGCAACUUGUUAGAGACAUUGUAGAGUCCAAGAAAGGAGGCACAGCGAGUAAAAGAUGCAGAGGAGCCAAGAACAAUGAAACAGCAGCUAAGGUGGCUCUGAUGAAAUUGAAAAUGCAUGCUUGUGGGGAUGUAUCCUUGCCACAGACAGAAAGAAUCUAUUUCCAAGUAUUCUUACCUAAAGAAACCAAGGAAAAAAGCAAGCCCAUGUUCUUCUGUAGUCGCUGGAGCAUUGGCAGAGUUAUAGAUUCUGCAGCUUCCUUGGCUAAGCUUAAAAAUGACAACAACAGAAGUGCAGCAAAGAAAUUAAGACUUUGCCAUGCAGCAUCUGGAGAAGCUUUGCCCCUGGAUCACACCCUAGCAUCUUGGAUAAACUGUAAAGAAACUCCACUAUAUAACGGUGGCAACAUAAUCUUGGAAUACCUUGACAAUAAUGUUCAGUUUUUAGAAGAUGCAGAUUCGUAUUUGGAAUAAUUAUGGAAAAGACUGCUCAUGUAAUUAUCACAUUAAACAGAAGAAGAAAAAUUUC
Molecule: messenger RNA, 954 nt
Organism: Pogona vitticeps (central bearded dragon)
Lineage: Eukaryota; Metazoa; Chordata; Lepidosauria; Squamata; Agamidae
Source: RefSeq, a predicted model, not a curated record